Messenger RNA from Anopheles merus, 914 nucleotides. RefSeq lists its product as uncharacterized. NCBI's taxonomy places the organism in Eukaryota, Metazoa, Arthropoda, Insecta, Diptera, Culicidae. The record is from RefSeq and is a predicted model, not a curated record. The coding region runs from base 62 to 421 and encodes 119 amino acids. The transcript has 3 exons.
CCCGCUUCCGGUGCAGUCGUAGGGUCGUUGUUUGUCUGUCGGGUCUGUUGGGGGGGUUGGCAUGAGAAGGGGCGAGAAAGGUAAAGCAAUUGAAUCAACACAUCGCACGGAGAAAGGGUUCCUCCGGCACAACGCUGUGAAACCCCUGCGAAUAUCCUUGCCGUGUUUUGUAAUCCUACCGUUGACAAGUGGUGGUAAUACGAGAGGAUCAACACGUGUAAACACGGGUGAAGUGGAAUGUGACGGCGUGAAACAGAAAACAGGCCAUUGCCACCAUCACCAACCACACGCCCAUUGCCGGUAUUUCUAUCGCAUCCAAACGCUGCCGGAACUCAUCCCCAACCCAUCCCAGCCCGCGCUGCUGCUCCACCACGGCACCGAAAAGGCACCGUUGUCACGUGCCAAAAGGUGGUUAAUAUGAUUUGAUUGACUCCGAAAUGCAAUCACGAGCUAACGCGCCAAACACGUUUUUAAAUUGAAUCGAAAAAAAAAACGGCACUCAACGCGCGGGCAUCCUGCAACACACCCAACGAAAUGGUUGGAAAUGGUGAAAAACUCAGGUGAAAACAGCAUGUGAAAACCGAAAACCAGAACUCGGUCGGUAUACACUCGGUUGGGUUUGCGGAAGCGAAAUGUUUCACAUUGAAAGGUCGUUAGUUAUUUAUGAACGUUAGUAAACAAUUGAUUGCAUUCCACAGCAGCAGCAGCCGGUCGACAUGACACAAAUGCGCGCUUGGGUUGGAAACGAGAGGAAAGCGGGGUACUGCUGCUUUGUUAUAGUACUUUGCACAAAAUUAAAUGAUGCCAACGAUAAAAAUCGUCCCCUUUGCCCUUCCGGGUUCAGUCGGGGAGCUGUUCAAUGAAAUGUUUGAAAUGAAAUGUUUGCCAAUGACAGCUUUGGCGCGGGAAGGGAC